This is a messenger RNA of Setaria italica (foxtail millet), 573 nucleotides long. RefSeq lists its product as uncharacterized. The record is from RefSeq and is a predicted model, not a curated record. Bases 1 to 573 code for a protein of 190 amino acids. The transcript has a single exon. NCBI's taxonomy places the organism in Eukaryota, Viridiplantae, Streptophyta, Magnoliopsida, Poales, Poaceae.
AUGGCGGCCAACUCCGCCGAGACGGAGCGGGCUCUGGAGCAGUGCGAGAGGGACCUGGACCUGGCGAUCGAGCGCCUGGUCAACCUGCGGCUUGAUCCCGAGCAUGACGCCGGCGAAGGCGCCGCUCCUGACAUCAUCGACGACGACGUCCGUCACGCCCCCGCCCCCGCCGCCGCUAAGGCACGGAGCGCCGCCCCUGUCCCGUCAGGCGGCAGCGGCCACGCGGCAUGGAUCGAGAGACUCAUCAAUGAGAUGCUGAGCGCCGCGGACGUGGAAGACGCCAGGGCCCGCGCCGCCACGUUCCUCAACGACUUCGACGCCUCCGUCGCGGUGGGGCGGGACGUGGUGGCCCUGCAGGAGAACCGCGUCCUGAAGAAGGCCGUGCUCCUCCAGCACCGGCUGGACAACAAGAAGGAGACGGCGAACCGGGAGCUCCAGCGGCAGCUCGCCGGCUGCCAGGAGCGUGUCAGGAGCCUGGAGACGGACAGCUACGCGCUGUCCAUGUUCCUCAGGCGCGCGCAACCGCAGGGGGGGCCUUCCAUGACCGGCCGCUUCCACCCGGAGGUUUUCUGA